Molecule: messenger RNA, 3195 nt
Organism: Ctenocephalides felis (cat flea)
Lineage: Eukaryota; Metazoa; Arthropoda; Insecta; Siphonaptera; Pulicidae
Product: chloride channel protein 2-like
Exons: 16
Coding region: 292-3156 (954 amino acids)
Biological process (GO): chloride transport; transmembrane transport
Cellular component (GO): membrane
Molecular function (GO): voltage-gated chloride channel activity
Source: RefSeq, a predicted model, not a curated record
UUUUUUGUGAUUGAAAUAGUAUUUACUGUUUAUAAGUUUUUCCAUAAUGCAUUGUAUGUGCUUAGUUCACCGAUUCUGUUCAGAGUGUUUACAAAUAUUUUCGCGUAUCCGCAGCGAAUUUUGAUUACAAUAUACCACACAACAAGGUGAAAAGUUUCUAUUAUGUGAUUUUAAUAAUAAAUGCAAGCAAUAUAACAGAAAAGAAUUUAACAAAAACUAAAUUUUUUGAAAAAAUUGAACUAUUGUUUCCUCUCUGUUAGUAAUAAACUAAUUGAAUUCUUAACAACAUUAAUGAUGGCUUUGACUACAAAAUAUAUAAGAGGCCCAAAGAAUGAAGACGAAGAGUUUGGCAUGGGAUAUCAGAACACUUUGAUGUAUGGCAGAUAUACAAAAGAUCUUGGAGAAUAUGCAAAAGAAGAAGCACGCAAAUUGAGGUUAUUAGAACGACGAAGGAAAAAAGAUGACAAGGAUCGAAAUAAAGAAUUAUUAGGAGACAGGAGUCCAUGUAUGUCCAGAACUUUAGAUGUGCUCGGUUUCAUAUGGAGACACACGUGUGCUCGACUUGGAGAAGAUUGGGUGUUUCUCGCCUUGCUGGGAGUUAUCAUGGCUCUACUAUCAUUCGCUAUGGAUCGGGGAAUUUCUAUGUGCAACAAUGCCCGGAUUUGGCUAUACAGAGAUUUAAGUUCCCAUCCAGUUAUGCAGUACAUGGCAUGGGUUUCUUUACCCGUAUGCCUCAUAUUAUUCUCAGCCGGUUUUGUUCAUCUUGUCGCACCACAAAGUAUAGGUUCCGGCAUUCCUGAGAUGAAAACGAUUUUGAGAGGUGUUACAUUGAAAGAGUAUCUAACAUUUCGAACAUUAAUAGCUAAGGUGGUAGGACUGACUGCCACACUAGGUAGUGGUAUGCCUUUGGGCAAAGAAGGUCCAUUUGUACAUAUAGCAAGCAUAGUGGCGCAGUUGUUGAGCAAACUGGUCACUUCCUUCCAAGGAAUCUACGAAAAUGAAUCGCGAAACUCUGAGAUGUUGGCAGCAGCUUGCGCUGUGGGUGUCGCAGCAUGUUUUGCAGCACCAAUUGGAGGUGUACUUAUGAGCAUCGAAGUAACAACAGUUUACUUUGCUGUGCGUAACUAUUGGCGUGGUUUCUUUGCUGCUGUUUGCGGCGCAACUGUAUUUCGAUUACUUGCAGUAUGGUUUCAGAAAGUUGACACAGUAACAGCAGUUUUUCGUACCAACUUCACAAUGGAUUACCCAUUUGAUCCUCAGGAGCUCUUCGUAUUUGCUCUUAUCGGAGCAGUUUCCGGAUUAGGAGGCGCAUUUUAUGUAUGGUUACAUAGACAGUAUGUUUUAUUUAUGCGUUCAAACAAAGAGCUAAACAAGUUUCUUCAAAAAAACCGUUUUCUUUACCCCGGCAUUGUUUCGCUGCUGGUUGCAUCAGUGUCUUUUCCUCUCGGAUUUGGGCAGUUUAUGGCAGGCGACUUAAAUACCCAUGAUCAGGUUGCUGGCUUAUUUACAAAUUUUACAUGGACAAAGGGCAACCUUAGUGUGCAAGAAGCAGAAGUUGUUAAGCAUUGGAUAACACCAUAUUCAGAUGUAUUCAUUAGCCUAUCUGGAUUCUUAUUAUUUACGUUCAUAUUUUCAAUAAUUUCAAGUACCAUACCGGUACCAAGUGGAAGCUUUAUUCCAGUUUUCAAAAUUGGUGCAGCUUUUGGGCGCAUGGUAGGCGAAUUAAUGCACUUAUGGUUCCCGACCGGAAUUCGAUACGGCGGGCAACAGGCACUCAUAAUACCUGGUGGUUACGCAACCGUUGGUGCUGCUGCCUUUUCUGGCGCAGUUACUCAUACAAUAUCCGUAAGUGUAAUAACCUUUGAGAUGACUGGACAAAUAACUCAUAUUAUACCUAUGAUGAUAGCAGUAUUAGUAUCAAAUGCUGUUGCUGCCUUGCUACAGCCUUCAAUAUACGAUAGCAUUAUACUUAUUAAACGAUUGCCUUAUUUACCUGAUUUGUUGCCAUCUAGUUCCGGCAUGUAUAAUAUCUGCGUUGAGGAUUUCAUGGUCAGAGAUGUAAAGUAUAUCUGGCAUGGAAUCUCCUACCUAACUUUGAAAGAUACCUUAAAACAGAAUCGUCAUCUUAGAAGCUUUCCUCUAGUUGACAAUCCUGAAAGCAUGAUACUUCUUGGAUCGGUGCAACGAUUAGAAUUAAUUAAGUUAAUAGAUAAGCAAAUAGGACGCGAUAAAAGACUGCAAGUUGCCGCCAAAUGGCAAAAAGAAGCACAAGAAAGGGCCCGUGAAGAAUUAGAACGCCAACAUCGUAUGAGGCGUUCGUCGCGAUUCGAAGUGUUACCCGCACCAGAUAUACUUACAUUGCGGCGGAUAGCAAAUAGCGAAUUACCAAUUUCAGUUUUAAGUAGCGGUGGAGUUCAACAUCCACGAAAAUCUAUUCUAAAGAAAACAAAUUCUUUCACAUUGAAAGGAUUUUCACCACUUAUGAGUGUUAGUCCAUCUUCCACACCUUACACUACAAUCACCGGCGCGGAGAGCAGAGUUCGACUGGCAUUUGAUGCAAUAUUUCGCAAAUCUGCGACUUUGCAGGAUGUGGCACCUCCUGGGACUCCGGGAGCAGACGAUGCUCCUCCUGUUGCGCAUUCGAGCUCCGUGUCGAAAAAAGUUCAGCUGCCACGAGAACGUGUUUGCGACAUGUCACCUGAAGACCAAAAGCAGUGGGAACAAGAGGAAAUGUCUAAAUCUGUGGAUUUUGAUGCAUGUCAUGUUGACCCAGCUCCUUUUCAACUUGUAGAACGCACCUCUCUAUUGAAAGUACAUUCGCUAUUCAGCAUGGUAGGAGUAAAUCAUGCUUAUGUGACAACCAUCGGAAAAUUGAUCGGCGUAGUUGCACUCAAAGAGUUGCGUAAAGCUAUUGAAGAUGCCAACAGUGGUAACCUACCUUCUUCCCAAGCACCAAGUGUACCAGCAAAAUCGACUGAUUGUGAGGCUUUAAAAAGUGCUGAUACACCGCUCUUGGUCAAUUCACAUAGUCAAGACCACCAUAAUCAAAACACCGUAACCAGUAUGGAUUCAGCACUUUCUUCCUGCGAAAAUUGUUCCGACAUCGAAAUGGAUGCGUACAAUGUGGGAGUGUUCAAUAAAAGCUCACGUGUUUAAUAAUAUAGGUGUAAUAAUAAAUAGAGUGAUAUUUUUUAA